Cooperia oncophora is the source of this 378-nucleotide messenger RNA. The record is from the annotation of a GenBank genome assembly. NCBI's taxonomy places the organism in Eukaryota, Metazoa, Nematoda, Chromadorea, Rhabditida, Trichostrongylidae.
AUGGCUUACGGCAGCUCUCUCGAUCACAAAGAUCAGUUCGGCUACUCAUUCUGGCUCUCGGCAUGUGCUUUGGUCCUGGCGGCUGCAGACACCGUCAUCGCUGCUGCCAUAAAACGGGGAGGGAUAGUAUCAGAGUGGGACGAGACCGUACCACACGUAGUAUACGCCUACAAUAUUUCACCUCAUGAGGCGACGAACGAAAGCCCUUUCUUCAUCAUCCACGGGUUUGAUCCCGUGUUUCCCUCCAAUGUAAUACCAUCGGAUGAACUAUCACCGUACAGGAUGGACAUAGACGAUUACAAAGCCUCACUAAUGAGCGGCGUAAAGAUAAUCCAAGAAAAGUCAGAGAAAACAGCAAAGCUUGCCGCAGUAGGAUGA